UCGAUUAUAUAUUGAACUUAGGGAAAAUUGGAUCCGUACCAUUAAAAGAUUGCAAAGUUAGAUAUAUACCAUCGGUAUCUCAAGGCAGCUCAUAUCUAGACGUCUAGUGGUGAGCAGGGAACCAACAGGACUCAACGGCCCUCCUGCUCAGCCUAGCUUUCAUUGGUGCCACCUCUCCCAUCCUCUUUCGGUAUCUAAAAGCUACCGUCGGAGAGGGGAUUGCCUUAGCUACCGCACCGGACCUUGAGGCUUAAAGUCUCGCUCGUCAGAGUUCAGGAGCUGUUUCCAAGAUGUUGCCUCUUGAAAAUGAGCCUGGUCACUGAAUUUCCUUGAUUUAUUCCUGCAAGGAGGUUGAAGUGAGGGAAUUAACGAGAAUUAGAAGAGUUAUGGGAGUUGUGCUUCUGGGUUUCUUGGGCCAGUUAAUCAAACGGCGAGCUUCUCUGCGGUGGAAGCAAGCAGGAAGAGCAUCUUACCGCUGCAGCUAGCCUCCUAAUCUUUUCUAAAUUCCUUCUACUUAGAUACAUAAUUCUCCUAGUCAAUUCAUGUACCUUUAUGCAUGAAAUUUGAUCUGUGGGCACAUUUAAGGGGAUGAACACACAUAUCAUACAACUGUUACAAGGCCUGUGUUCUGAUGGUCUAUGGAGGUAUGCCAUCUUCUGGUCUUUCAAAAGCGAGAUGAAUGGGUGGAGCUUGACUUGGGGGGAUGGUUAUGUCGAUAAAAUGGUAGAAUACAAACAAGUGGGAAAUCUUUCUGCUGUCCCCACUGUUAGUAAGAAUCAGAUUGUACCAUCCUCUUGCCCCAUUGAGGCAGCACUACUGAAAAUGUCUAGCCAUUUGUACCCUCUUGGAGAAGGGAUUAUUGGUAAAGUAGCGCUUACAGGACAACAUUGCUGGAUUUCUUCCAACGAACUUUGUUCAGUAUCUAUGCAUAAUUACCGAGAAGACUGGCUGCUUCAAUUCGCAGCAGGGAUCAAGACAGUACUGCUUGUACCGGUGGUUCCUCAUGGGGUUCUUCAACUGGGCUCUUUAGAUAUGGUUUUUGAAAGUUCAGCAUUGGUGACACUCAUCAAGGACUUGUUUCAUGAGCUUUACGAUGCUCCGGUUUCUCAUACCUCUUUAUCUGCUGGGUCUGCCGACUCAUAUACUUUUAGGCCACCAACUGCAACUCUAUCAAUCGAUCAUCCAGAUGUUAACUUGUUUGAGAUCAAUAGUGCUGCUCGGCUUUUGAAUGAUCAUCUCAGUUUAACACAGCCCUUCACUACAUCAGAAUUUCCAACAGUGGAAGAUAGCACUAUAGGCUCUUACAGAAUUAGUCCAACAGGUCGGCCUGAUGGACUGUUGGGUGGUAACGAAAUCAUGAAGUAUGAAUAUUCCAAUGGCUUUACCCUGACAGAUAUGGCACAUGGAUAUCAAGAGAAUACUUGUGGUGAUGGCAGCACUGUUCUAAAUGAUUGUGUAGAUACUUGUGGUGAUGGCAGCACUGUUCUAAAUGAUGGUGUAGUGAUUUCAAGUCCAAUCGAUUCAGAGUAUCACAGGGAUCUCAUGGCAAUGUCCAGGGAAGAACACGAGCUCUUCAUAUGGCAUACUAGGUUGAAGCACACAACAAGCCCCACACCCUUUCAAGUGAAUGGCGACAAUGCUGACUUUUGCAUGCAGCUUGAAACCAACAAUUAUGCAGAAAUGUUACUAGAUACUAUAAUUGACCAGAUUGGUCAUACGUCAAACAGUGAAUCUUCUCACCCAACUGAUCCUCCACUUUGUCAAACAAUAAUUAAAAAAGAUCAUGCGCCGAGGAUGGAUGAAUCAUCAGUUCCUGACAUCCCUGGUGGCCAAGAACUUUCACAUAUCCCCAUGAACGAAGGCUUCAUAAGUUGUGCAAUGACUGAUGCUUCGGCUACAGAAAUCAACAAGUCCACAACUCAAGAAUGCAUAGUUCGAAAUACACAUGGGACAAAUUCAGCUGAAAUAAAAAAAAGACGCAGUAACGUUGAGAGUCAGAGGCCAAGACCAAGAGACAGGCAAUUGAUCCAAGAUAGGAUGAAGGGUUUGAGGGAGCUCAUUCCAAACGCAUCUACGUGCAGUAUUGAUGCUCUACUGGACAAAACCAUGGCAUACAUGCUGUUCCUCCAGAGUGUAUCCGAGAAAGCUGAGAAGAUCCCGAAUACUAUUACAUCGGCAAACAAGGAGCUCCAUGAUGAGACGAAGAAACAACUUGAAAGCUGCCCGCUGAGAGUUGAAGAGCUUGAUCAGCCUGGCCAUCUUCUCAUCAAGAUGCUGUGCGAGGACUAUGAGGUCUUCCUUGAGAUGGCGCAUGUGUUGAAAGGCCUUGACCUUAGGAUACUGAAAGGAGUGCUGGAACAUCGUUCUGCCAAGCUCUGGGCUAGCUUUGUCAUCGAGGCAUCGGGAGGUUUGAGCCAGAUGCAGAUUCUGUGCCCACUGAUGCAUCUCCUGCAUAGGAGAUGGAGUUAGCAUGUUUGUCAGGCUCUGUUUACCUGUCGUUUUAGUGUUUGUGGUUGAUGUGGAUUGAUUAUGCUAUGCAAACACCUUAUACCGACUGUUUGCUUGGUACUCUACUAUGUACAGCUAAAUAAAUAGAUGAAUGCAUUUAGACCACAAUAUUAGAACUCAAAA
Panicum virgatum (switchgrass) is the source of this 2631-nucleotide messenger RNA. Its product is annotated as transcription factor EMB1444-like. The record is from RefSeq and is a predicted model, not a curated record. NCBI's taxonomy places the organism in Eukaryota, Viridiplantae, Streptophyta, Magnoliopsida, Poales, Poaceae. The transcript has 11 exons. Gene Ontology annotation, biological process: regulation of DNA-templated transcription. The coding region runs from base 589 to 2469 and encodes 626 amino acids. Gene Ontology annotation, molecular function: DNA-binding transcription factor activity.